This is a messenger RNA of Closterium sp. Yama58-4, 1359 nucleotides long. The record is from the annotation of a GenBank genome assembly. Lineage: Eukaryota; Viridiplantae; Streptophyta; Zygnematophyceae; Desmidiales; Closteriaceae.
AUGGCACCUGCUGCAGCACACCCAGCAGCAGGCGGAGGAGCAGCAAUGGAAGGGAACGGAGGAGCAGCAGUGGAGGGAAGCGGAGGAGCAGCAAUGGCGGCAGGAGGUGCAGCCGCAGCUGUUUGGUCACCUGCUGGGUCAUCAGCAGUUGGAGGGGGAGGCUGGGCUGAGGGUAGGAGCAGACCUGGUCGAGCAAACGCAGCAGCAACAGCAGCUCCAACAGCAACAGCCGCAGCAGCAGCAGCAGCAGCAGCAGCAGCAGCAGCAGCAGCAGCAGCAGCAGCAGCAGCAGCAGCAGCAGCAGCAGCAGCAGCAGCAGCAGCAGCAGCAGCAGCAGCAGCAGCAGCAGCAGCAGCAGCAGCAGCAGCAGCAGCAGCAGCAGCAGCAGCAGCAGCAGCAGAAGCAGCAGCAACAGCAGCAGCAGCAAGAGCAGCAGCAGCAGCAGCAGCAGUACCAGUGGUUCUCAAGAAACCCAGAGCCCUGGUCGUUCGAGAAGGCAACACCAACGCCCUGUCUGUUCCACCCCAGGCUCUGCUCCCCACAGCAGGUGGUAACCCCAUCCAAUCCCCCAACGACCUCAAAUCGAAUUCCGACUCCAAAUCCCUCUCCGGAGGCUCGGGAACGGCCCAGCCUGCCGAGCCUGACUCGGGGAACGCGGCGACCAGCGCCAAGCCUGCGUCCAGCUGCGGCGGCGGCGACCCGAAGCUGUUCCGGGGGGUGCGGCAGCGGCACGAGGGCCGGUGGGUGGCCGAGAUUCGAUACCCUAAGAAGCGCUCCCGCGUGUGGCUAGGCACGUUCAACACCCUGGAAGAAGCGGCAAGAGCGUACGACCGAGCCGCUGUGAAGCUACGAGGGCCCAAGGCACGGACUAACUUUCCCCACCCGGCCCUGGCGGAAUGGCAGCCGUUGCCUGGGUAUGUUGGGGUGGAGAAGGCGAUAAAUGAGGCGAGGGAGAGGGGUGGGGGGGAUGUGGGUGCGGCAGGGGUGGCUGGGUGGGUUCAGGGUUCAGGAUUCAAUGCUUCUAAUGCUGCUGGGAGCUCUGUAGGCGGCCAAGGGUUGGGGAGGCAGGUGCAGGUGGUGGUGCCUGGGAGUGGUGGUGCGGGAGGAGGGGGGUUGGUGGGAGGAGGUGCGGCAGGGGGGAUUGUGGGGCCCCAGGCAGGGGUAGGUGGGGGUGGGGUUGGUGAUGGGUCGUUUGGUGGGCUGCUGGAAGGGCCGGGAGGAGUUGGUGGAGGUGCUGAUGCUGGCAUUGUUGGCGGUGGUGUUGGUGGGGUGAGAGGGCAUGUGGGUGGGUUGGAUGGGACCACUUUGCAGCAGCUGCAGUCGCUGGGGAUUCCUCCGGCUGUUGUGGCGGCAGCUUGA